UUCGUGUUUGGAAAAUAUUAAGCAAAAUACUUUUUAACACUUGAAUUGUUGAGAAUGUUUGUCCAGUAGCAAAAUGUUCAAUUGUAAAAUUUUCAAUUUACUCUUAAUUGGGUUCGCCAUAUAUCAGUUUGUAGAAGGUGGAUGCGCAAGAGGCGAUCGAGAAGAUAACUUGCCGUCAAUAAGGCAUUCAAUGUCAAGUGUAUCAACAGCCGAAUCAGCUAUCCAUGGUGUUGGAUCGUCUGUGGCUGGCAGAAUCGUUGAGUGGUCUGAAGAUGAUGAUUCAGCACCAGCUGAACCAGCUCCGCUUUCACCAAAUUUGGGCGGUGGUGUUCAAGAGAAAAUCAAUUUAUUUGAAACCAAAUCAAAAGCACAAAAACUUCCGCAAAAACAAAAUUCCAAAAAGCGAUCCAAGUAAAAUAAAUUGAACAAACAAAGACGAAUUCCGGAGAAAAUAUCAACAAUUCUUCACUGAAAUCGGAUCUUAUUUCCUUCGUGAGAUAUUUUUUUUUACCAGAAUUGAUAAUACAUGAACCAUUUGUAAUUUCAAUAAAAGAGUAUUUCUUGGUUACGAUACAA
Contarinia nasturtii (swede midge) is the source of this 576-nucleotide messenger RNA. RefSeq lists its product as uncharacterized. The transcript is spliced from 2 exons. Bases 74 to 415 code for a protein of 113 amino acids. The record is from RefSeq and is a predicted model, not a curated record. Lineage: Eukaryota; Metazoa; Arthropoda; Insecta; Diptera; Cecidomyiidae.